AUGGAUCUGGACGGCGGCGAAUCCCCGUGGGGUGAUGAACCCUCGACCUCGACCAGACAAACCGAGAGCUCCACUACCGCUACUACCACCGCUCAACCCACGACACAGGAAUCCUUAGCUGCGCCUCGAUCUCCCGCUCGACGUGGACCCAGAACGUCCCGAAAAGUCAGCGCGCAGGUCACCAAAUUGGAAGCGGUCGAUGACACAUCAGAUCCUCUGGGACCCCUAGGGGAGUCAACUAUCACAGAGGAGGCGCCUACACCACCACUCAAAGAAACAGGGGGUGCGCGAGUUGCACAACCGGCUUAUUCCUCAGCGCAAUCAUCUGCCGGAGCAUCCGUCGACCGGAGCGAUGAACAGCAACGAACCGUUAAUCCACCGCCAGUUCAGUUUCCAGGUACUGAGGCAGCACCAAAGCGACAAACUCAGCCUAGUAUAAGCGUUGAACAAGCUGCCAAGCCGACGUUCAACAUCACAGUGGGAGACCCGCACAAAGUUGGUGAUCUGACCAGCAGUCAUAUCGUAUAUCAGAUUCGUACCAAGACUACCUCGAAAGCAUACCGACGACCUGAAUUCGAAGUCAGCCGCCGAUACAGAGACUUCCUGUGGAUUUACAAUCAGCUACACAACAACAACCCCGGUGUUGUCGUCCCCCCUCCACCAGAGAAACAGGCUGUUGGCCGCUUUGACACCAACUUUGUAGAGUCACGACGAGCUGCCCUGGAGCGCAUGAUUAACAAGAUUGCAGCACAUCCAAUUCUUCAGCAUGAUGCAGAUCUCAAGAUAUUCUUGGAGAGUGAGACAUUUGGAAUUGACGUGAAGAAUAAAGAGAAUCGCGAGCCUGAUUUGGGUCAGAGCAAGGGCAUGUUUAGCUCAUUAGGCUUGUCUGUCGGUGGAGGCGGCAAGUUCAUUGAGCAUGACGACUGGUUCCAUGAUCGCAAAAUUUACCUUGAUGCCCUGGAGAAUCAACUGAAGGCCUUAAUGAAAGCUAUUGACACUGUUGUUGCUCAAAGGAAAGGUCUCGCUGAAGCCGCGGGUGAUUUUUCGGCUUCUCUUCAUGCAUUGGCGGCAGUUGAAUUAUCUCCCGUCCUUUCAGGUCCGCUAGAAGGUCUAUCGGAGCUGCAGCUACGGAUACGUGAACUCUAUGAGCGGCAGGCACAGCAAGACGUGCUUACAUUAGGAAUUACCAUUGACGAAUAUAUCCGACUAAUUGGUAGUAUCAAGACAGCAUUCUCUCAGCGACAAAAGUCCUUCCACAGCUGGCAUGCAGCUGAAGCAGAGCUUCAGAAGAGAAGACAUACGCAAGAAAAGUUACUUCGACAGGGGAAGUCGCAGCAGGAUCGUAUCAACCAGAGUAAUGCUGACGUCGCCGAUGCGGAGCGCAAGGUCCAUCAAAGCCGGCUAUUGUUUGAGGAUAUGGGCCGACUAAUGCGAAAUGAGCUGGAAAGAUUCGAAAAGGAGAAAGUGGAGGAUUUCAAGUCGGGUGUAGAGACUUUCUUAGAAGGAGCUGUCGAAGCUCAGAAAGAGUUGAUCGAACUAUGGGAGAGCUUUUUGCUCCAGCUUGAUGCUGGAGAGGAGGGCAACCCUCUCUAUCCACCCCAGCCAGAGAAUCAUGGAACAGAAGAAGCAGCGGCAGUCGAGUCUAACAAUGAACCUGCACAAUCCAAUCCUGAUGAGGAGAGGGCUGCUGCUGUUGCUGCUGCUGUAGCGGCAGAGGAGACACACUAGUGCUUUCUGUGAGGCUUUCUGAUAUACCUGUACCCAGUAUACCAUCACUGCUAUGAGAUUUACUUUUCUAUUUUUGUAAAUGAUAUCAUCUCCAUACUCU
Messenger RNA from Talaromyces stipitatus ATCC 10500, 1828 nucleotides. Its product is annotated as vacuolar protein sorting-associated protein Vps5, putative. The transcript is spliced from 6 exons. The record is from RefSeq and is a predicted model, not a curated record. Gene Ontology annotation, cellular component: endosome. NCBI's taxonomy places the organism in Eukaryota, Fungi, Ascomycota, Eurotiomycetes, Eurotiales, Trichocomaceae. The coding region runs from base 1 to 1728 and encodes 575 amino acids. Gene Ontology annotation, biological process: protein retention in Golgi apparatus; retrograde transport, endosome to Golgi. Gene Ontology annotation, molecular function: phosphatidylinositol binding.